Hemicordylus capensis (graceful crag lizard) is the source of this 3835-nucleotide messenger RNA. It is a transcript of the gene SERPINF2, whose product is annotated as serpin family F member 2. Gene Ontology annotation, molecular function: serine-type endopeptidase inhibitor activity. The transcript is spliced from 9 exons. The record is from RefSeq and is a predicted model, not a curated record. NCBI's taxonomy places the organism in Eukaryota, Metazoa, Chordata, Lepidosauria, Squamata, Cordylidae. Bases 580 to 2691 code for a protein of 703 amino acids. Gene Ontology annotation, biological process: negative regulation of endopeptidase activity.
CGCCGUGUCAGCACUGGGACUGGGGGGGGGGGACGGAAUCUCUCGUUGCGGGAGCAGCCAUUGCAAUAGGGAUAGGUGGACCUGCUAAUAAACACUGGGGAGCUCAUGAAGGCGUGGCCUCUCUCUCUCUCUCUCUCUCUGGGUGCUGAACAGACCCUUGCGGGGCUUGGGGCAGGCGGGGAGGCCGCUGGAGCCGGGGGAUUGCGGGCCGCUAUCCGUGCACUCUAGACAGGGUGGCCGUGCUGCAUAAGGAUUGUGUGGCAGAUUGCGGGCCGCUAUCCGUGCACUCCAGACGGGGUGGCCGUGCUGCAUAAGGAUUGUGUGGCAGAUUUGGGGAGGAAUGGGUGGCAAGGUGGACACGGCCCCCAGUCUCUUCCUCCUCUCCGUGGGGACCUUCUGCAUGCCAAGCAGAUGCUCCGGCCCCGCCAUGCCCUAGGAGACCCCCGUCCACUGAGCUCAGCGCGGUCCACUCGGACCGGCAGCCCCGCUCCAGAGCUUCAGGCAGGAAUCUUUCCCAAAGCGUAAACGUAUUUGGGCCGGUCGUUUUUCUUGACUUGGCGAGCCGGCUGCAUUCGUGCAAUGGACAGAUGGGGUGAAACCAUGAGCCAGGGACCUUCUGCCCCUCAGGACCAACGUGCCCCCUGGAUUUCAGUGGGGCUUAAUUUCCGCCAGCUAGUAGUUGGAUUGCAGACUGCCUGGAGACUUUCUAUGGGGCGACGGAUCAAACAAAGGCCCAGGAGGUCGCCCCCCCCCCCGCCCGGCCACACGUGCCCAAACUCUGGCAACCCAAGAGCCCCCUACGGGGCAGGGGUCCUGGGGAAGGGGAAGGGGAGGCUUGCUGGGCCUCCGGCUGCGCCCACACAGUCCCCAGGCAAUAAAUGUUUAACUGCUGCCGCAAGUCAAUAUUUGCACACCGGCCAGAGAGGCACCAAUGGGCGUUGCGGCUACGGAGGGUUUGGGGCUAGGAGCCCCCUUCCGCCCAUGGAGCCAGGGGCUAGGCAGCCGCCACCGCAGAGGAGCAGCCCCCGCCGCCGCCGGAGGGAAGCGAUCCUUGGAGGACCGAGCCUCCCCUUCCUGCCCUGCUUUUCCCGAGAAAGCAAGAUGGCGCCUCUGCCGGGGAUUCUGCUGCUGCUGCUGCUCUGCCUGUCUGCAGGGGGGCCUACUGUGUGUGCCUUGGAGUCGGAGACCUCUGCACAGGAUGAAGCUGUACAUGGACGGAUCCUCCCAGCCCACGGAGGCAACGGAUCCUCAGAGGGCGUCCCCCAGCCUGGCCCAGAUGGCCCCCCUUGGCCGGAGGCCGAGUCGUCCCUGGCCCACCCCACGGAGGCGGCAGGCUCAGCAGCCGGCACCCAGGAGGACCUCCCCGCCACCGCCGCCACCGCGCCGCCCUCUGCCCAGGAGGACCUGCCCCACCCGGGGGGCAACGGGGCCGCUGGGGCGCUAGAAGAGCAGCCAGGCCCCACCGCAGCAGGAAGCGGGUCGGAGGAGGCCGAGGGGGGGCAGCCAGGCUGCGAGGGGGACGUCCCGCCCCAGAAGAUGCACCGGGUCGCGGAGGCCAUGAUGCAGUUCACGGCGGACCUCCUGAGAGUCCUGGAGCGGGAGGACCCGGGCGGCAACCUCUGCUUCUCCCCGCUCAGCAUCAGCCUGGCGCUGGCCCACCUGGCCUUAGGAGCGGCCAACCAGACGGAGAAGCACCUCCUCGAGGCCCUGCACAUGGAGUCGGUGCCCUGCCUCCACCAGACGCUGCAGGCGCUUUCCCGGCAGCUGGACAACCCUCUGCUCAACGUGGCUGCGCGUCUUUACCUGCGGAAAGGAUUCCAGGUGAGAGAGAAGUUCCUGGAAGACUCCGAGAGGUUCUAUGGCGCCAAGCCGGUCACCCUCUCCGGGCAAAACGACGCCGACCUGGCAGCCAUCAACGACUGGGUGAAAGAAACCACCCAGGGGCAGAUCUCCACCAUCCUGUCCUCCCUGCCGGCCAGCGCCGUGAUGGUCUUGCUGAACGCGGUGCAUUUCAAAGGGUUUUGGAGGAACAAGUUCGACCCGGCCCUGACGGCGCCGGGCACUUUCCACUUGGACGAGGAGUUUGUCGUCUCGGUGAAUAUGAUGAAGGCUCUGAAAUAUCCCCUCAGCUGGUUUAAUCUGGAGUCUCUGGAUGUCCAGGUGGCCAGGUUCCCCUUCAAGGGCAAUACCAGCCUGGUGGCCGUCGUCCCGAACCACUUCGAGAAGAACGUCUCCCAGCUGCUGACGGAGCUCAGCCAGGCCAGCCUCCAGGGCCGCUUCCCCAAGGAGAGGCCCACCGUGGUGAAGAUGCCCAGCCUGCGCCUCCAGCACCACCUCCAGCUCAACCAGGCCCUCGGCCGGCUAGGCCUGGGGGAGCUGUUUUCUGCCCCCAACUUCAGCGGCCUUGCCGAGGGACCCCUCUUUGUCUCCAGCGUGGAGCACCAGUCCGCCCUGGAGCUGGCGGAGGCCGGGGUGGAGGCGUCGGCGGCCACCAGCGUGGUGAUGUCCCGCUCGCUGUCCACCUUCUACCUCGACCGCCCUUUCCUUGCCAUCAUCCUGGACGACGCCACCCGGACCCCGCUCUUCGUGGCCAGCAUCCAGAACCCGGACGCCACCGCUCCGCGGCGGAGGCAGGAACAGCAGGACUCCCCGGACGGGGCCCAGGAACCCGGCACCCUCUUUCCUAAAUAGGGAGAUUCGGGGAGAGGGUGGGGUGAGCAGUGCGGUCCAGGGGUAGGGUGUGUUGUGUGGGUGUUUCUCCCUUUUUCAUCGUCGUCGCUGUUAGUCCUAGGCAGCCCCCCGAAAAGACCCUCGAGUGCAGGAAGCGGCUUUUCUACCCAGUCAGGCCCUGGGUCCGUCUAGCGCAGCUUUGCCUGCUCUGACUGGCAGCGGCUCUCCAGGGCUUCAGGCAGGAGGAGUCUUUCCCCGCCCCACCUGCAGAUUGCUGCCAGGGAUCGAAACAAGGCUCUUCGGCAGGCACUGUGUGCGAUGGGUGUUCCUUAUGAACAGGUGACACUGCCAAACGGAGUCAGCCCCAUUUGGUCCAUUUAGCUUAGCAUUGUCCACACUGACUGGCAGCAGCCCUCCAGGGUUUCAGGCGGGGGUCUUUCCCAGCCCCACCUGGAGAAGCUGCCAGGGCUUGAGCCCGGGCCCUUCUGCAGGGGUAGCAGACGCUCUGCCCCGCCACGCCGGCCUGUAGGCUCCCUGUGGCAUCCGGGGGGGGGCCCCCACUGGGGGGGAACAGGAGGCUGGACUAGAGGGGCCUUCUCGGGCCUGACCCAACACACACACACACACACAAACACAGACACACACCCUGCUAAAUGUGCAGGAUUUGCUUUCAAUUCUCGCCUGCUCCUCAUUCUCCCCAGAUGUUCUCCAGCUCCCAGCUAGUGUUAGGACUCUGCCUGCCCCCCACCUAGACCCCUAACCUUGGGUGUGUGUGUGUGUGCGUGCAGAAGAACCGCACAGUGGCAUGAAGCGCGCCCUCCACUGACCCCUUGGGUCCUGCCCUCCCAGGGAGUCUGAGCCGUGACUCUCCAGGUGAUGCUGGGCGACUCCAGCUCCCACCAUCCCCUCUGGCCACUGCAGCUGGGGAUGACGGGAGUUGUAGUCCACCAGCCGGGUCUCUCCUGGAAAACGCAUCUGCCCAAACCGCUGAAGGACAAGGGGGCGGGAAGGUCCCCUAAAUAAUAAUAAAAUAAUAAUAGCCAGGCCCUGGAGAGCUUGGAGCAAGGUUGGAUUCCACAGGCUCUCCUUCCGGCCGGCCGUCUGUCUUUAUGACCCCCACACAUUGUGUUUAAAGAGAUCAGAAAUAAAAGCGCGACACCAACCA